AUGAAGAGUUACAACAUCGCAAUGAUUUCAGAUUUCUUCUACCCACAACCGGGAGGCAUGGAACUCCAUAUAUACCACCUUUCGCAAAAGCUCAUAGCCAGGGGACAUUCUGUUGUAGUAAUCACCCACGCAUAUGACGACAGAACAGGAGUUCGAAUGUUGACCAAUGGCCUCAAAAUUUACUAUGUCCCGUUUUUUAUCAUAUACCGACAAACAACUUUCCCAACGGUGUUUUCGUUGUUUCCCAUACUUCGUCAAAUCCUGAUCCGCGAGAGAAUCGAUAUAGUUCAUGGUCAUGGUACCUUCAGCUCCAUGUGUCACGAGGCAAUCUUGCACGCCAACACGAUGGGGAUCAAGACGGUCUUUACAGAUCAUUCGCUGUUUGGAUUUGCAGACGUGGGUUCGAUCCUGGGCAACAAACUGCUAAAAUUCACUCUCACCAACAUCGGUCAUGUGAUAUGUGUUAGCCAUACGUGCAAGGAGAACACGGUUCUGAGAGCCAGCUUAGAUCCCUCUUCAGUUUCGGUAAUUCCAAAUGCUGUUAUAGCUGAUGACUUCAAACCUGCAGAGGUCAAACCGUCAUUGAAUAAGAUCACUGUUGUUGUGAUCUCGCGACUGUUCCAAAACAAGGGAGCAGACCUUCUCACCGCAAUUAUACCCCGAUUAUGCUCCAGUCGACCUGACAUACACUUCCUUAUUGCUGGCGAUGGCCCGAAGUUUAUUGACUUGGAGCAAAUGAGGGAAAAACACCAAUUACAAGAUAGAGUCGAACUAAUUGGAAGCAUACGACAUCAACAGGUUCGGGAUGUGAUGGUCCAGGGACAUAUAUAUUUGCACCCGUCUUUAACUGAAGCUUUUGGAACCGUUCUGGUUGAGGCUGCUUCUUGUGGUUUGCUAGUGGUAACAACCAAAGUUGGAGGUAUUCCCGAAGUCCUGCCAAAUAAAAUGACUGUUUUCGCUGAUCCGGAUGAGGAGUCACUGGUUGAUGCUGUGAAUCUGGCAGUGAGAAAGCUUAAAGAAAACAAAAUUGAUACAAGCAGUUUUCACGAAGAAGUAAAGAAAAUGUACGAUUGGGGCGAUAUCGCCAAGAGAACAGAAAAGGUGUACAACAUGGUUUCUGAGAGAGAGGCUGCCUCGCUUGUGGAUGUGCUAAUUAAGUACUACAAUUGUGGCCCUUGGGCUGGCUUACUGUUCAUCUUGUGCGUGGUCGUCGAUUUAUUUAUUCUCGAGUUUUUAAACUGGUGGUGGCCCGAGAGUGAUAUAGACAAGGUGAAGAAAUGGCCACGGAAAAAAGUCCAGACAGGUAAAUGA
Ogataea parapolymorpha DL-1 is the source of this 1311-nucleotide messenger RNA. RefSeq names its product Phosphatidylinositol N-acetylglucosaminyltransferase gpi3 subunit. Bases 1 to 1311 code for a protein of 436 amino acids. The transcript is spliced from 2 exons. Gene Ontology annotation, molecular function: phosphatidylinositol N-acetylglucosaminyltransferase activity. Gene Ontology annotation, cellular component: glycosylphosphatidylinositol-N-acetylglucosaminyltransferase (GPI-GnT) complex. The record is from RefSeq and is a predicted model, not a curated record. Gene Ontology annotation, biological process: GPI anchor biosynthetic process. Lineage: Eukaryota; Fungi; Ascomycota; Pichiomycetes; Pichiales; Pichiaceae.